GAGGACGAAAGCUUUAUUAAUCCCAUCCAACUAUCUAUUUUUAGCCACCGUUUUACGAGUAUCGCCGAGCAGAUGGGCCGAUUACUCGAGAAAACCUCGGUUUCAAUCAAUAUUAAGGAACGAUUGGACUAUUUAUGUGCCAUAUUCUCGCCAAUUGGCGGCCUCGUUGCAAAUGCUCCCUAUAUCCCUUGCCAUCUAGGAGCCAUGAGCUUUGCCGUUGCC
Molecule: messenger RNA, 222 nt
Organism: Fusarium vanettenii 77-13-4
Lineage: Eukaryota; Fungi; Ascomycota; Sordariomycetes; Hypocreales; Nectriaceae
Exons: 1
Biological process (GO): glutathione metabolic process
Cellular component (GO): cytosol
Molecular function (GO): 5-oxoprolinase (ATP-hydrolyzing) activity
Source: RefSeq, a predicted model, not a curated record